AUGCGAUAUUUUCACUGUUUCAGUCCGAUAUCCGCGGUAGCUGAAUUCGAAUCGAGGAAGUCGCCAUGGCGAUCGAUAUGGCUUUGCAAUACGCUUCAAUUUUUAAAUGGAAUUCAAUUUUCCAUCUUCUUCACUUCCAUGUUACCCUAUCUGCGAGCCGUAGUUUUUCCACUCGGUCAAACGAUUGCAGCGUUUAUGUUCGGUGUUUGGAAUCAAAAAACGAAAUCUGCAAAGCAUCCUGUCGCGGUUGGUGUUGUUUUGAUGGGUUUAGGUAAUUUCAUCUACGGAACGUUACCUGUAUAUGAGUUUGGUUACAAAUGGAUUAUGUUACUUGCGAGAUUCAUCGUUGGUUUGGGAGCAGGUAAUGUGAGCGUGCUGCGUACUUAUGUGGCAUGUGCAUCGACACCAAAAGAUAAAAUGAAGGCGCUGUCGUUGGGCAUUGGAAUGUUUGUUUUCGGUUUCUCCAUGGGUCCGGCAGUCAUGCUGAUCUUCACGCCGCUCGGCAAAGAUGGAUUUCGAUUGGGAUGGAUUCAAGUGACGAUGUACAAUUUACCAGCAUUUGCAAUGGUAAUCAUCGCCGUCAUAUCAUUGUUACUUCUUUUCACUUGCUUCGAAGAGGAGUAUGCUGGAAUUUUAAACGGUGGUCAUAAGAACAGUAAUGGCGUUUCAAAAGUUGCACUUUCAGGCUCACUUUCAUCUGUUAUUGUGCCGAAAUUCGAUAAAGUUGCUGCAUCUAUUUGCAUUGGUGUUUGGUUCGUGCAACAGUGUAUCGGUACCAACGUAGAAGUAUUAAUGGUACCGAUGACUAUGGCCAUGUACAACUGGAACAGCGAACAGGCAAUCUUCUACAAUGGUAUUAUCAUUCUCGUCUCGGCCGGAUUCUCUUCUGCUGUCUACUUAAUUAUGGGCUGUACAAGAAUUGGCAAGAAAGAUAAACGACUAUUGAUUGGAUUUGGAAUAAUAGUUUUCAUGCUGCAUCACCUACUUCUCAUACCGUGGCCUUUCUACAGUGGUCCAUUGGACUAUACGCCAUUAGGUUGUAACAACCUCAUGAUUUCCUCUUCUGCUGCAGUCGGUAAUUCAACCGAUCUGAAUUUAUUUGGUGGUUGUCUCCGAACCUAUGAAUGGUGUUCGUACACCACACGAGUGCCACUAGUGGUAUAUGUUUUUGCAAGCGUAAUUUUAAUGGGUACUGCAUUUCCAACGAUUGGUGCCUCUGGCGGGACACUUUUCGCCGAAGUAAUCGGUCCAAGGAAUCAGUUUUAUGAUCGCAUGAUUCACUUCCAGGGAUUUAUGCAAGGGGUGUUCGCGUUUUUCGGCAGCGUUGGGCGAUUUGUUGGACCCCUUUUUUCAACAUAUCUCUUUGAGAACGGCGGUUACUUACCACCAGUGGUAGUGCUAUUAGGAAUGUUGGCCAGUGCGCUGACUGCCGUGGUUAUUUUCCGACGAAGACUUGUCCCAUUACGGCUGACUCCUAAGAUUGGUCUCGCAACGCCCUACAAGAAUGGAAUCUUCUAUCGACUCUAA
This is a messenger RNA of Anisakis simplex (herring worm), 1527 nucleotides long. NCBI's taxonomy places the organism in Eukaryota, Metazoa, Nematoda, Chromadorea, Rhabditida, Anisakidae. The record is from the annotation of a GenBank genome assembly.